Molecule: messenger RNA, 1665 nt
Organism: Triticum dicoccoides
Lineage: Eukaryota; Viridiplantae; Streptophyta; Magnoliopsida; Poales; Poaceae
Product: dehydrin DHN4-like
Exons: 2
Coding region: 131-1402 (423 amino acids)
Biological process (GO): cold acclimation; response to water deprivation; response to abscisic acid
Cellular component (GO): cytosol
Source: RefSeq, a predicted model, not a curated record
CUCAAACGGUCUAUAAAAACAGCGCCACCGCCAUUGCCUCAAUCCAUCGGCAUCCAGUUGACAACUCAAUUCAAUCCACAGUGAGCCACACCCAAGAACACACUCACCGCAGCAAGCAGUCCGUGAAGCGAUGGCGCAUUUCCAGGGCCAGCAGCACGGCCACCCGGCCACCCGCGUCGACGAGUACGGCAACCCUGUGACGGCCGGCCACGGCGUCACCGGGACCGAAGGCUUGGGGCACUUCCAGGGCCACGGCCAGCAGCACGGCCACCCCACCACCCGCCUCGACGAGUACGGCAACCCGGUGACCGCCGGCCACGGCGUUGGGCUGGGAUCCACCGGCACGGGAGUGCACGGCGCUGGGCACGGUGGGUACGGGUCUACCGGCACCGGCGCCCACGACGCUGGGUUUCACGACACCGGUGGUUUGGACACGCGGCAUGCCGCGACCGGUACCCACGGCACAGGGCACACCGCCGGCCUCGGCGGCACCGGCACAGGGAUGACCGGGACCCAUGGCACAGGCCACACCGCCGGGCUCGGCGGCACCGGCACAGGGGUGACCGGGACCCAUGGCACAGGCCACACCGGCACAGGGAUGACCGGGACCCAUGGUACAGGCCACACCGCCGGGCUCGGCGGCACCGGCACAGGGAUCACCGGGACCCAUGGCGCAGGCCACACCGGCAUAGGGAUGACCGGGACCCAUGGCACAGGCCACACCGCCGGGCUCGGCGGCACCGGCACAGGGAUCACCGGGACCCAUGGCACAGGGCACACGGCCGGGUACGACGCCACCGGCACCGGGAUCACCGGGACCCAUGGCACAGGGCACACGCCCGGGUACGGCCCGACCGGCACCGGGAUCACCGGGACCCACGGCGCCGCUGGCACACACCCUCAUGGUGGGCUACCCGAGCACAAGACUCGUGGCAUCCUCCACCGCUCUGGCAGCUCCAGCUCCAGCUCGUCAUCCUCCGAGGACGACGGGAUGGGCGGCAGGAGGAAGAAAGGCAUGAAGCAGAAGAUCAAGGAGAAGCUCCCCGGCGGUAACAAGGAGCAGACCACAGCCACCGGCGGCUACGGGCCAGGGUACACGGGGACGACCGGUGGGUACACGGGGACGACCGGCACCGGCGGGACCUACGGAACCACUGAGGGGACACACGAGAAGAAGGGCGUCAUGGAGAAGAUCAAGGAGAAGCUCCCUGGCGGGCACAAGGACACCCAGCCGCACACCACCGCGACAGGCGGCUACGGGCAUGGCACCACUGGCACCGGCGGCGGCUAUGGUACAGGCACCACCGGCACCGCGGGGACGCACGGCGCCACUGAGGGCACCCACGAGAAGAAAGGCAUGAUGGAGAAGAUCAAGGAGAAGCUCCCCGGCGGCCACCACUGAACUGAGCCUAACUUGCCUCGGCCUCGGGUUCAGUCCAGUGAAGAAUAAAGACUCGAGGAACCGCCGUGUGCACAAUCUAAGGGCAUAGUGUUAAGUUUUUCAUGUCAUCUUUUUUCUCCGUGUGAUAGUUGUUGCAGUACUGUGACAUGGCCUGGUUUCUAAGUACGUUUUGUCUGGUUGGUUCGCCCUUUUUUUAUCCGUGUGAUGGAUGAUGGAUGUUGCAAUACUGUGAUGAGCUACAACAACUACUAUGCUAAUGGGAA